This is a messenger RNA of Closterium sp. Yama58-4, 4518 nucleotides long. The record is from the annotation of a GenBank genome assembly. Lineage: Eukaryota; Viridiplantae; Streptophyta; Zygnematophyceae; Desmidiales; Closteriaceae.
AUGCUCAUCACCCGUUUCGUCGCCUGCUCCGCCUUCGCCAAACCUAUUCGCGAAUCCCUUCGCGAACCAGUCCGUCGUCGCCUGGCAGAAGACAGCGGCCUUGGCGAGCUUCAUGAGAAGCUCGGCGCGCUAUGGGACAUGGCCAGCCGCCUCUCGCUAAACGGGACCAUCAUUAUCGCGUUGUCCAAUGCAGGUUUCGAGGACAUGCUGGAGAACUGGGUGCUGCAUCUGGAGCGGGUGGGUCUGAGCCGCCACUUCAUACUCUUCGCAGCAGACAGCACAAUCCUUGAAUUCGCCCACUCCAAAUGGCCAGGACAGGCCAUUCACCUGGAUCUGACCGGGCAGUUCAACGACGAGGAGGACGUGGAUGUGAGGAAGGAGGUCGACAUCAACUCAGCGGGGUUCUUCAGCGUGGCCUCCCACCGAGCAGUCUACAUCCACCACCUCCUCUCCUUUGGCUUCUCCGUGCUCUACAGUGACAUAGAUAUUGCCUUCCUCCACAACCCCCUCCCCUUCUUUCAAAAACCCACUGAUCCCACUGAUGUGUCUGCUUCUGCUCUUGCUGCUGCUUCUAGUUCUUCUGCUGCUGCAGCUGACGCUGCUGCGGCUGGCGCUGCUGCAGACGCUGACAGGAGCGGCUUAAAUUUCGACGUGUUUUUAACCAUCGAUCGGUACAGAGAGCAGCCGUCGCCCUACACAGAACCCGUCAAUACAACCCUUCUCAACAAAGGCGGUCGCAUCUACUGCACCUGCCUGCUCUUCUUCCGCCCCACCGCCGCCGCCAAGAGCCUCGUAGGCAACUGGGCGUUUCGGAUCGCAAAGCUGGGCCGCAAGGGAGGGUUAGAUCAAGCUCAAUUCAACCUAGUCAUGAAGUGGAUGUACCAGAGGGAUGUGUUGCCAAGGAUUGGUGUGCUGCCGCCGCUGCAGUUCCCGUCUGGGCACCUGGUGCAGGAGCACUGGGAGGAGUUUGAGGCGGUGCGGUCGAGAGUGGUGAUGGUGCAUGCGAAUUAUGUGAGAGGGAAGGGCGCGAAGAUUGAGGCGCUGAAGAAGGCGGGGCUGUGGUGGGUGAUGGAGCAGAGCAACGCGACUACUUCUGCUGCUGCUGCUCCUGCUGCUGCUCCUGCUGCUUCUGGUGCGGCUGCUACAGAUGCUGCUUCUGGUGCAGGGCUGGUUGAGGGGCAGGAGAAAGGGCAGGGAGCAGCAGGUGGCAAGGAGAAGGCGGCAGGCGAGGGAAGGGAUGAAGAGGAGCCUAUCUUGCUGUUCCCAACGCCUAGGCCCCGUGAGAAGGCUGACAGGGAUGACAAGGCUGAGAAGGCUGACAGGGAUGACAAGGCUGAGAAGGCUGAGAAGGUUGCAGGGACGUUGGGGGCGCAGCAGAGCGAGGAGCAGGGUGGUGUAAAGGGAGGGAAGGAGGGGGAGGAGCAGGCGCUGAUAGGGGCAGCUGGGGGAAGCGGAGGGGCGGGAGGAGAGGGGGAUUGGGAGGCGCGGGUACUGGAGGCAGUGGAGCCGUGGGUGGGGGAGUAUUUGCAGACGAUGGAGGGGAAAGGGGUGAGCGUUGCUGCUGCUGAUGGCAUGGCCAUCUUCACUGUUGCCUGCGAUGGCCAGGAUGCAUUGUUCCGCACCUGGUGGGCGCGCAUGAACCGCUUCCCAUUGCUCGGGAGAUCUCUCCUCGCCUCCGUGCCUCAGGUGAUGCGCAUGCCAGGGGGCCACACCGUGGACCGACCCAAGGAGAGGACGUCCCUGCAAGUGGCUGCCGCCACGUGCCUGCUGCUGCCGCCCCUCAUCCUUGCUCGUCUCCUGGCUGCCAACAUCACCACCGUCUACAGGUAUGCUUUGGUGUGUUUUCAAAGUGCACAGUCUAUGAUGGUGCAAGUGGCUGCCGCCACGUGCCUGCUGCUGCCGCCCCUCAUCCUUGCUCGUCUCCUGGCUGCCAACAUCACCACCGUCUACAGGUAUGCUUUGGUGUCUUUUCAAAGUGCACAGUCUAUGAUGGUGCAAGUGGCUGCCGCCACGUGCCUGCUGCUGCCGCCCCUCAUCCUUGCUCGUCUCCUGGCUGCCAACAUCACCACCGUCUACAGGUAUGCUUUGGUGUGUUUUCAAAGUGCACAGUCUAUGAUGGUGCAAGUGGCUGCCGCCACGUGCCUGCUGCUGCCGCCCCUCAUCCUUGCUCGUCUCCUGGCUGCCAACAUCACCACCGUCUACAGGUAUGCUUUGGUGUGUUUUCAAAGUGCACAGUCUAUGAUGGUGCAAGUGGCUGCCGCCACGUGCCUGCUGCUGCCGCCCCUCAUCCUUGCUCGUCUCCUGGCUGCCAACAUCACCACCGUCUACAGGUAUGCUUUGGUGUGUUUUCAAAGUGCACAGUCUAUGAUGGUGCAAGUGGCUGCCGCCACGUGCCUGCUGCUGCCGCCCCUCAUCCUUGCUCGUCUCCUGGCUGCCAACAUCACCACCGUCUACAGGUAUGCUUUGGUGUCUUUUCAAAGUGCACAGUCUAUGAUGGUGCAAGUGGCUGCCGCCACGUGCCUGCUGCUGCCGCCCCUCAUCCUUGCUCGUCUCCUGGCUGCCAACAUCACCACCGUCUACAGGUAUGCUUUGGUGUGUUUUCAAAGUGCACAGUCUAUGAUGGUGCAAGUGGCUGCCGCCACGUGCCUGCUGCUGCCGCCCCUCAUCCUUGCUCGUCUCCUGGCUGCCAACAUCACCACCGUCUACAGGUAUGCUUUGGUGUGUUUUCAAAGUGCACAGUCUAUGAUGGUGCAAGUGGCUGCCGCCACGUGCCUGCUGCUGCCGCCCCUCAUCCUUGCUCGUCUCCUGGCUGCCAACAUCACCACCGUCUACAGGUAUGCUUUGGUGUGUUUUCAAAGUGCACAGUCUAUGAUGGUGCAAGUGGCUGCCGCCACGUGCCUGCUGCUGCCGCCCCUCAUCCUUGCUCGUCUCCUGGCUGCCAACAUCACCACCGUCUACAGGUAUGCUUUGGUGUGUUUUCAAAGUGCACAGUCUAUGAUGGUGCAAGUGGCUGCCGCCACGUGCCUGCUGCUGCCGCCCCUCAUCCUUGCUCGUCUCCUGGCUGCCAACAUCACCACCGUCUACAGGUAUGCUUUGGUGUGUUUUCAAAGUGCACAGUCUAUGAUGGUGCAAGUGGCUGCCGCCACGUGCCUGCUGCUGCCGCCCCUCAUCCUUGCUCGUCUCCUGGCUGCCAACAUCACCACCGUCUACAGGUAUGCUUUGGUGUGUUUUCAAAGUGCACAGUCUAUGAUGGUGCAAGUGGCUGCCGCCACGUGCCUGCUGCUGCCGCCCCUCAUCCUUGCUCGUCUCCUGGCUGCCAACAUCACCACCGUCUACAGGUAUGCUUUGGUGUCUUUUCAAAGUGCACAGUCUAUGAUGGUGCAAGUGGCUGCCGCCACGUGCCUGCUGCUGCCGCCCCUCAUCCUUGCUCGUCUCCUGGCUGCCAACAUCACCACCGUCUACAGGUAUGCUUUGGUGUCUUUUCAAAGUGCACAGUCUAUGAUGGUGCAAGUGGCUGCCGCCACGUGCCUGCUGCUGCCGCCCCUCAUCCUUGCUCGUCUCCUGGCUGCCAACAUCACCGUCUACAGUCCCCUCAUUCUCCCCUCAUCCUCGCCCGCUUGUUCGCUGCCAACAUUGCUGCCGUCUACAGGUGCAGUGAGCCCCACCUUUUCUUUCCGUCCGCCCCACUCACCCCACCCUGCGCCCUCCCCUCCUCCCAGUGACAUCAACUCAGUGUGGCUGCGGGACGCCCGCCCCUACUUCCCGCCAUCCUACUCCCUCGUGCUGCCCUCCCUCUCCCACCUAGACCCACCGCAGCAGCAGCAGCAGCCAGCGACAGCACCAGCGCAAGGGGCACAAGGGGCAGCAGAGAACGGGCGAGGAGAGAAAGGAGAGAAAGCAGAGGGCAGCAAGGGGGGUGAGGGUGGGGGCAGCAGAAAGCAGGAGGCAGCAGCCCCUACACCGGCCAAUACCACCAUUGCCCUCUUGCCCUCCCUUCUAGGGUCCCUCUCUCCAUGGCUCAUGGCUCUUCGCCCUUCCCCUGCUGUGCAAGCUAUGGUGCGUCACUGGGCUCUCAGGGCUUUAAGGGGUUGUAGGAAUGCAGAAGCAGCCGAAGCUGCGGGUGGUUUGGGCGUGUUUUCUGGUUCGGAGAUUCUCAAGAGGGCGCUCAACCAUGCCGUGGCUGAGAUGGUUCGGGAAGCGGGGCUUGUGGGAGCGGAGGAGCUCGGGUUGGGUGAAGGUCUGGGUUUGGCAGGAGGCACGGAUGCAGGGACGGGAGCAGGCAUGGAUGCAGGUACGGGAUCAGGGAUGGAUGCAGGCACGGGAGCAGGCACGAGUACAGGGCAAGGGGCAAGCGUGGGGGUGCUGCCAGAGCAGUUAUUCCCGCCUGGGUGGAAGGUGGUGGGGGAUAGGGCAUGGCUGGAGGCACAUAGGAAUGAGAUAGUGGCCGUGCAGGUGAGCUGUGGGGAGGACAGCCAGGUGCAGGAGAUGUGUAUUCGAGACAUGAAGCUGUGGUUAUAA